Messenger RNA from Ruditapes philippinarum (Manila clam), 676 nucleotides. Its product is annotated as neuferricin-like. Gene Ontology annotation, cellular component: membrane; endomembrane system. The record is from RefSeq and is a predicted model, not a curated record. Lineage: Eukaryota; Metazoa; Mollusca; Bivalvia; Venerida; Veneridae.
UGAUGUGAAAGGAACGAAUAGCUAUGGUACUUACGAUUGACCUUAAAAUCUUAAUUUGUAACCCCUUUAGUGAUCAAAAGAGACUAUGCCAUCUAUUUACAAUGUGUUUAUAUUGUAAAUUUAUUUGUAUGAUAUAUUAUUGCUAUUUAAAGCGACAAAUUUUAAUGCACAGCAAUGGCAAAUAAGCGAGAAACUAUCUUUACUAUCGUUACAGAUAAUACAUGUACCGGUUGAAAAAACAGGAAGUAAAGCAUGAUUACUAAAUUACUGUUAUUUAUUUCAUUUUUGGCUGUUGUCAUUGCAAUUUUAUUAACAACCGGUGCAUUUGAACAUUUAACUGACUUGAUACCCGUCUCGUUAUUAUUAAAAUCGUCUUCAUUAACAUCAAAUGAGAAGCUUUUUACAAAAGAGGAGUUAUCAAAGUUUACUGGCCAGGAAUCGCCGUACGUAUACCUAGCAAUACUCGGUGAUGUAUUUGACGUUUCUAAAGGUAAAAGACAUUAUGGAGAAGGCGGAGGAUAUCACUUCUUCACAGGUAAAGAUGGUACAAGGGCAUAUGUGUCUGGAGAUUUUACAGAGAAAGGACUUAUAGAAGAUACAGAGGGUCUGUCACUUACUGAUUAUCUAGGAAUAGAGGAAUGGAAUGAAUUUUACAGAAAACAGUAUAAACAUAUAG